Molecule: messenger RNA, 1327 nt
Organism: Xiphias gladius (swordfish)
Lineage: Eukaryota; Metazoa; Chordata; Actinopteri; Istiophoriformes; Xiphiidae
Gene: abhd10b
Product: abhydrolase domain containing 10, depalmitoylase b
Exons: 5
Coding region: 15-887 (290 amino acids)
Biological process (GO): protein depalmitoylation
Cellular component (GO): mitochondrion
Molecular function (GO): palmitoyl-(protein) hydrolase activity; hydrolase activity, hydrolyzing O-glycosyl compounds
Source: RefSeq, a predicted model, not a curated record
GGUCUCGUAGCAGUAUGGCAGCCGUCGCGCUGAGGUCCUGCCGCAGAGGACUUUCACAGAUUUUAAGUAAUGGAGGGCUCGCAACUUUGUCUUCAAAGCGUUUGGAAGGAGACAGAAGACACAAGUCCACAGUUCAGUAUGCUUCACGACCAGAACUUCCAAAGUUGGCUUAUAGAAGAGUGAAAGGGAAGAGCCCAGGUGUUGUCUUCCUCCCAGGAUAUGGCUCCAACAUGAAUGGGCAGAAAGCUGAGGCACUGGAGGAGUUUUGUAGGUCACUAGGGCACUCAUACCUUAGGUUUGACUACACAGGACACGGGGCCUCAGAGGGAGUGCUAGCAGAAGGAACUAUUGGUACCUGGAAAAAAGACGUCCUUUUUGUGUUGGAUGAGUUAGCGGAGGGGCCACAGAUACUGGUGGGUUCUAGUAUAGGUGGUUGGCUCAUGCUGCUGGCAGCCAUUGCAAGACCAGAGAAGACUGCUGCACUGGUGGGCAUCUCCACUGCCGCUGAUCACAUUGUCACAUCUUUCAACUCUCUUCCUCUGGAGGCACGUAAGGAGUUUGAGGAGAAAGGGGAGUGGACAGUGCCCACCAAACACUCAGAGGAGGGUGUUUACAAGUUUAGCAUGAACUUUCUGCGUGAGGCAGAAAAUCACUGUGUACUCCAGAGUCCCAUUCCCAUCACCUGUCCCGUACGGCUCAUUCAUGGUCUCAAAGAUGAGGACGUCCCUUGGCACAUCUCCAUGCAGGUUGCCGAACGCGUCCUCAGUCCUGAUGUGGAUGUCAUCCUUCGGCGACAUGGCCAGCACCGUAUGUCUGAGAAGGACGACAUCAAGCUCAUGGUCUACACUAUUGACGAUCUCAUAGACAAGCUGACUACUAUGGUCUGAGUAAGGGAUGGGGGAGUGAGCUUGAGAGGUUGCUGAGUUAACGAGAGAAGGACUGUGUUUUUACUGGGAAGUCAACCCUCAAGGAAAAUACCAAACAAUGGCAUAUGUUUCUGCCAAAUAUGACCUUCUAUCCAUCUCUGUUAUUUUCCCCGUACAUCAUCUGUCAUUUUCACAUGCUGUUAUAGUGCAAACUAUAUUUAAAGGGAGCUCUUUUGCUAGCUGUUCCCUUAUAUCUUCAGGUUGCAUUUGUACAUGUUCCAGGUUAUUAUAUUGACUGUUAUGUUGGUCAGCCAUUAUUAGGUCUGCCAUUGCUGCUGUCUCUGCCACUGUUCUUACUGUUUGGUUGUUUUCCCUCCCUCUUUAUUUAGAUGCAUAGUUUUCCUGUGCCUUUUUUAAUCACUUUUCACCUGUUUUGGCCAAUAAAACCUCUGCACACUAGA